Messenger RNA from Sphaeramia orbicularis (orbiculate cardinalfish), 2310 nucleotides. RefSeq names its product apolipoprotein L (gene apol). The transcript has 4 exons. Gene Ontology annotation, cellular component: extracellular region; membrane. Bases 311 to 2071 code for a protein of 586 amino acids. Gene Ontology annotation, molecular function: lipid binding. Lineage: Eukaryota; Metazoa; Chordata; Actinopteri; Kurtiformes; Apogonidae. The record is from RefSeq and is a predicted model, not a curated record. Gene Ontology annotation, biological process: lipid transport; lipoprotein metabolic process.
AGAGGACAGGAGCAGGUGGAAUAAGAACAGGCCUGAAGGACACAUGCUUCAGGUGAAAGCUCCAUGGUUCUGCUUCUGUCUCAUCAGGUUGGAGGGGCCGUGAACGCACCACUGGGUCUGAGUUCUCUGUGGGAGGGGUGGGUUUAUCCUGUGGAGAAACGAAACCGAAAUCCUGGAGUAUCCAAACUGAAGUCAUUUUCCAGACUGUCGCAGUUCUUUCAGGAUCUGUGGGGUUUUCCAGAACAGCAGAUUCCACAGGUGGAGUCUUUUAGUUUCACCAGAGAAGAGUGAGGCUGGGACAGAGGAGGACAUGUGUGCACAAAGAAACGAGCUCCAGGAGGCGUUAUGCCAGUACGCCACAGAUACCCUCGCCUACAUCGACACAGUGAGAGAAUUCAGUAAGAAGAGCUCCAAAUGGAUUCUGACGAGGGAGACAGAGUUAGAGAUGUUAAUGGACAUCAAAGACAGGGCCGAUAAAAUCGACUUAAAGUUCAGUCAUAUCUUUGAGUCAGAGAACAAAGGUGAGGCUGCUCUGGAGUACAUGAAGAGCGUGUUCAGUCAGGCGACGGCUGAGCGCAGGCGUGCAGAACUGGAGGAGGAGCUGGCCGCUUCACUGAAGGGAAUUCUGGGAGGUCUGGAGGAGCUGGACGGCUUCCUGGAUGCAGUGGAGAAGCUGGCAGUCACUUCAUCCCAUGUGUUUCCAGAGGACGAGCAGGUGUUAGUCCUGCCUGAAGGCAUCAGCCCAGAGUUUGUCCAGGUCGUCAUCAGUGUCGCACAGAACAUCUGCCCACUUCUGCUGGAGUUCAAAAGAGAUGCACCAGCCUUCUUCAGCCCCAAACUGCAGAAUGUACAUGUGAUGGCAUACCAGCUGGACAAAUACAUACAGACAACCCAGAAAAUCUGUGAAAAAUUUGAAAAAAGACCCUUCAGUGACUUUUGCUUGAAGAAAACUGCAGUAGAACUGGAUGAAGAUCUGUCUGAAGAUGAAGUCCAGAAGAUGCUGUCUCACAUCGAUAUGCUGAAUGAAUUCAGGAUGGACCAGGAUUUCAGGAUGAUAUUCUUGUUCCAGGGGAAAUCCUGCUCUGGUUUCAUCUCUGCGUUCAGUGAGCGAAAGCUGAAAAUGCUGCAGUUUCUAAAUGAUCUGGAGGAGUGCGCUGUUCAGUUAGACCGCAUGAACAAGGGAGCAAAGAUUUCCAGUGUGGCAGGAAGUUCAGUGGGGGCAGUGGGAGGUGUGCUGUCCAUUAUUGGCCUGGCAUUAAUUCCUGUAACAGCCGGGGUGUCUCUGGGCCUGACAGUGGCUGGAAUGACACUGGGAGUCACCAGUGGAGUGAACAGUGUAGUCACCACAGCCACUGAGAUGGGAGUCAACCACACACACCAGAAAAAAGCCAGUGAGGUCUUUCAGAGUUUCAUGGAUGAUGUGCAGAUGCUUCAGAGUACUCUGGCAGAGGUGUCACACCAAAGAGAGAUAAACGAGGCAGAUGUAGUUGUGGGUGUAGGGAAGAUGCUUGGUAAGGCUGGUACUGUGGCUAAAGGCAUUGAUGCUCUUGUUGAUGCAGGUGCAGCGGUAAAGAUGUUGAGAAGUGAGGAGAUGGUGGCAAGUGUAGGCAACGUAGUGGCUCAGGAAGGUAAAGCAUUACGUAACGUUCCUCGAGUUGCUUCAGACAUCCCAGAUGUCGGCCAAGCAGCCGCUAAGGGACCACUAGCCCUGUCCAAGUCAGCCAGAGGUGGUCUCAUUGCACUCAACGCUCUUUUCCUCGGCAUGGACGUCUUCUUCAUCUGCAAAGAUAGCAUUAGUCUGGCUAAAGGCAGCAAAACUAAGGUGUCACAGUUCAUCCGAGCCAGAGCCGCACUUUGGAAAUCAGAGAUAGAUUCAUGGCAGAAGAUCCAUGAUUCUCUGGAGAAGGGUGAGCUGACAUCUGACAAGAAGAAAGCUGUUCUGGAGACACCGUUCUAUCCAGAAAAUGAGACCAAGAGCUGCAGAAAGACUGAAACAGAGACUGAAACUGAAGCUUCACUGGACCAGGUGGAUGAAAAACUGCAAGAAAAACAGCAAUGUGUAAUCCAGUAGCACUCACCAUGUGCCUUUGUCUGGAUGUAGUCCGAUCCGUUUAAUGCAGAUCAACCUGCCGGUCUAUCGUACAGCUGUAAAUGAUCGAUUAUGAACGAUUCACAUUCCACCACUGAUUACCUCCACCAAGGAGGUUCUGUUUUUUCCAGCGUUGGUCUGUCUGUCUGUCUGUGUGCAAGAGAACUCAAAAAGUUAUGGACAGAUUUGGAUGAAAAUUUGUGUAAAUGUUGAUACUGGCA